Postia placenta MAD-698-R-SB12 is the source of this 1594-nucleotide messenger RNA. RefSeq lists its product as hypothetical. The record is from RefSeq and is a predicted model, not a curated record. NCBI's taxonomy places the organism in Eukaryota, Fungi, Basidiomycota, Agaricomycetes, Polyporales, Adustoporiaceae. The transcript has 6 exons. The coding region runs from base 26 to 1594 and encodes 522 amino acids.
GCGACAUCCUCCUCUCCCUCCCACCAUGGCCGGCCAGCCUGUCCUUAGGAUGUUCAACUUCCGCUCGCGCUCUCCGGCGGGUGUAAAGAAUCACCCAGCGUCCGAGCCAGGGAAACAGGGCACUGCCGACCAUGUUGUGCCCGAACUACACGCGGAUGCCCCGCAUCCUGAGCCUGUAACGCAGGACGCGCCUUCCUCUGAGCCUGCAGCUGCACCGCUAUCCGCAGCCCUUGCAGCAGAGAACGCCAAGAAACCCCAGAGUGCGCCGCGCCGCUUUUCAUGGAUGCCUCUCAGCAAGAACGGCAACGGCGACCCUAAGCCCUCUGUCAAGAAGGAAGUCAGGAAAACUAAGGUCGCACAGCUACCGGUUCGCCCUGCACCCCUUAAUCGCACUCGUUCGGAGAAGCAAGCUCAGCAGUCUGCCCUGCUUCUCCGCGAGCUUAUCGUUGGUCCGUCAUCCAAUGCAUCUGCCAAGACGAAGACGCAUGCGAUGUCCAACGCGGAAGUCGAGAAGGUCAAGGCGCAACUUGCGCGUCCCCAGUCCGCGAACAAGGUAAUUGCGCAGCUCCGGCAGCUGUCGUCGUCGGACGAGCCGGUGGUCGUGGGGACGGGGCCGAAUGGGGAAACGCUGACCGCUCUACCCAAGGGACCCAUCCAUGCUGUCUGUCUCCCAUACACCGACGCAGAGGCCCACGACCGCCACUUUGCACAGCUCACCAAGGACAAGGCGGCGGCCGCGCAGCCGGCAACAGCCAGUGUCGCCAACGCAUCAAUCACGACACUCAAGACCGUCUUCUCAGAGAUCAACCUUGUCAGCCUUGUGACAACACCUGACCUGGGGUUGGGCGGCGCUCCUGAUGGCCCCGGCUUGUUGAGCGGUGCUCUUCCUAGUGCACAGGUAAUUAUCCAGGGUAUCGAGCAGAUCACCCCGCAGUGGCUAGCUUUAGGAUAUGCAACUGGGAAGGCAGUAUUGCCUGAUCAUGCUGGCAUAUACCCACCUACUGACCGUAUGUCAGCCGUCACAUACUGGUGGGGUUUCGAGAUCAUUCUUCCUCCGCCCUCAUUGCAAUACCUCCAGGGCGUCCCCUCUAUCACCCAUGCCGUGAUCAACUUCCUCACCGCACUUUCCCUCGUUGAAGGCGGCGUGCGCGAGAUAAUGCCCUUCGUGCGGUACAUCUCGUCCUUCAUCGACACAGAGUUUAGCAUGAUUCAGGAGCAAGAUCAGGGCCAGGGCGUGGUAUGUGCUGCCACUUGGCUCGUGCCUGCGGCUCUUGUGCCUCGACCGUGGGACUUCGCGCAGCCUCCAAAGUCGUCAGCGCCAUCCACAACGGCUCCUGAGGACAGCGUUGAGCAGGGCACUACCCCUACGCCUGCUCCUACUGCCCCCGAGCCGAACUCCGCGCCGAUAGUGGUGGCGAGUGAUAAGGCUCCAAGCGCGCAGACAGAGCCCACACAGAAUGUCCCGAAGGUGGAGGUGACACCGCCCACGCCCCCGGCGUCUCAGACGUUAAACACGGCGGGUGUGUCUGCCAACAGCGGUGAGAAUGUGACUGCUGGGGACGCCACUGCACCUGCCACUGCACCAAGCGCGUAA